AUGGCCGGAACCCAACGCAUAUCAGAGUCCGUGGACCGCUUCUGUUACCAGUAUCUUCAACUGGAGCCAACACUUGAGUAUCCUACCGCGGAGAUCAUUCGUGAAGCCUCCGCCCAAGAUACCAUUUACAAGAAACUCUUCUCGGAUGAAGCACCACGUUAUAGCCCUCCUGCAAGAUAUCGUCUCCGGGUUCUAAAGGAACUGGUCGCCAGGAUAGAGUCCAGCAUCGAAGACUGGGACCAACAUGACCAGGAAGUUUCCGAGGAUCUCAUGACGGUCUUGUCCGAAUCUCUCGCGACUCCAGUCCCAUCUGAGGUGUCCUCUGCCCAGCAGAAAUCCUACGUCACGUAUCACCUGAGUGGUCUUGAGCAGAGCCCCCGGUCACAGCACUCGCCUUCCCCUGACAUCACACUGCUUGAGGCCCGCUCGCUGAUCUCUGCCUCUGGCACCACGGGUCUCCGAACUUGGGAAGCCGCGCUGCAUCUAGGGCAGUUCCUGUGUGAAGACCCAAAUCUCGUCAAGGGAAAGCGAGUUCUCGAACUCGGUGCAGGUACUGGAUACCUGGCGAUCCUCUGCGUCAAACAUCUCGGCGCCACGCACGUUGUCGCUUCCGAUGGAUCUGAUGAUGUGAUCAAUAACCUACCAGAGAGCUUCUUCCUCAACGAACUGCAAGAAAGUACGCUUAUCAGACCAAUGGAAUUGCGAUGGGGACAUGCUCUCGUGGGGACAGAGGACCAGAAGUGGAACAACGGCGAGAGCGUUGACGUUGUGAUCGGAGCAGAUAUCACCUAUGACCAGAGCAUCAUCCCGGCCCUCAUCGCAACCGUCGAGGAACUAUUUGCCCUAUUUCCUGCCGUGCAGGUUUUGAUAUCCGCGACGCAGCGGAACGAGGUCACGUUCGAGGCCUUUUGUAGCCUUUGCCGUCAGCGUGAGAUGGGCUUGAGCUACAUCGAGUUUCCUAUACCACCGAGGGAACAGCAAAAAGGACCAUUCUAUAACGACAGCGUACCUAUUCGGAUUUGCCGACUCUCAGCACCGCCAACCACCAGGGCGCUGUGGUGA
Molecule: messenger RNA, 1062 nt
Organism: Colletotrichum costaricense
Lineage: Eukaryota; Fungi; Ascomycota; Sordariomycetes; Glomerellales; Glomerellaceae
Exons: 2
Coding region: 1-1062 (353 amino acids)
Source: RefSeq, a predicted model, not a curated record